GGUCACUCUGGGUGCGUCUGAUCGGCGGGUUCCAUGUGCCUGUGACUCUAUAGGCCGGCGCAUGACUGCAUCAAACGACUAUUUCUGGUGUAUAUAAUCAGUGGUUCAUGAAGUUGGAGGUUUUGUCUCUGUGUGUCGUUGUGAUAUUACUAAGAAAGGUUGCCGACUAGAGGCUGCAGGCCUCGUUCUAACGUGUAAACAAAAAGUGUAUUUUUGGGUUGUUUUAGGCAGCCCUAUGAAGUAUCAAUGAAGAACCAAUCAGCCAAUCGCCCUUAUGCCACCACCGAACCAUCGGUCGAGCACUGCCUCUUCGACGGCACCGUCGAUAAAGACCGCCAUAGCUGUAAAGAGCGCGGUCAAAUCGUUUGCCUCGACGGCUGCUGCAGCUAAAGCAAACGCCAACUUGUCAAACAGUCACAAUAGCUACGCUAACGCUACGACGCACGGCUCGAACAACAAAGUUGGCCCGAAGAAGGACGCCGCUAAUUUAAAGAAAACCGCGGAGGAAAAGAUGUCAAUGGAGAAAUUACCAGCGCCUACAGUCGCCUACGGCAUGCCACGCGACAUCGUCGAGGAGAUGCCUCGUUUGCCUUCAUCUACGACAUCAAUCAUGUCCUUAACUAAGGAUGCGCCUGGUUCGAGAUUUACUGUUAGUAACAUCGGUAGACCUGUGCACCGCUCCGAGUAUCUGAAGCUUACGCUGGAAGAACUCAUCGCUGAGCCGGAUCAGUAUAAAACAGUACCGCAGGUAUGGUCUCUCGCGACGAAAGUCUUUGGCGUGACGAAGGACAUCACUUAUAAAGCCUUGACAGCACUAUGCGCGCUUCCUGUGGCGUUAUUGGCAGGACUUAUAUUCGCAAUCCUGUCUUGUCUUCAUAUUUGGCUGCUACAUCCAUGCCUCCGACAGUUUCGUAUCAACAUGUUUGCCAUACGUCAGAGUCUUCGGAUAAUUCUUGAUUCUGUUGUGGGACCCUGCAUCUCUGAACUAGGGCUUAUCUUCUCGCGUAUGAGUAUAGAGCACAAGAACUAUCAAGAAAUUCACAGAAUAUAGUAAUGACAGAACGAUUCUAUGCUAGCACCAAAUCUUGCUGGUUCGCCAAAUACUGGCGUUCCGAUCAGCGCACAAUGGGUUCAAAUGAAACGACCCAAAGAAUAAAUCCUCGUUAUCAGAAUGAUGCGUUAUGAUCUGCAACUGCUCAUCCGACGGAAGUUCUGAGCGACAUUUAAAGAAUGAAUCUUGUGCUCGACCAGGGAACACACUCACACAAUGUAUGUACCAUAUACACAACUACCGAAUGUAAUGAGGUAUAUUAAGUUUGGAAACGUGGAGAUAUAUUUACGAAAUGAGAAAAUACAUUUUAAAAAAUAAAUUGUGUUGAAAGGAAUUAACGAGACUAUAUAUUUGAAGGAGCUAGAUAGCGACAGGCUGCAGGCUACCCCAAUUGGUCUGUUUCGA
Molecule: messenger RNA, 1456 nt
Organism: Varroa destructor (honeybee mite)
Lineage: Eukaryota; Metazoa; Arthropoda; Arachnida; Mesostigmata; Varroidae
Biological process (GO): caveola assembly
Cellular component (GO): caveola
Molecular function (GO): molecular adaptor activity
Source: RefSeq, a predicted model, not a curated record